CGCCCCCGCCGUCCCAGGCCCCGGCGCCGCGCCAUUGGCUGGCAGUCCCUAGGGGCGGGGCCUCCGCGGGCCCGCCCUCGGCCACGCCCCCUCCGUAGCCCAGCUCGGGCAGACGGAGCCCGGCCGCAGGCGGAGAGCAGCGGGUCGACAGGUCAGCCAUGUCAUCUGAGCCUCCUGCGCCACCACAGCCCCCCACCCACCAGGCUUCGGUCGGGCUGCUGGACACCCAACGGGGCCGCAACCGCUCACCAUCCCCGCUCCGGAGCAACGUGGUGCCCAGCCCGCUGCCCACCCGCCGCACCAGGACCUUCUCCGCACCUCAACCUACUCAGCUGCAAAAUGGGGACACGAGCAGGGCUGCCACGGGGCAGCUGAGGAUGCACACGGUGCCUGGCAGAUGCAGACCUCAGGCCCAGACGGUGAGGGCCUCGCAGGGCCCCAUCUAUAAAGGCGUGUGCAAAUGCUUCUGUCGCUCCAAGGGCCACGGCUUCAUCACCCCGGCUGACGGCGGCCCCGACAUCUUCCUGCACAUCUCCGACGUGGAAGGGGAGUACGUGCCGGUGGAAGGCGACGAGGUCACCUACAAGAUGUGCUCCAUCCCGCCCAAGCACGAGAAGCUGCAGGCCGUGGAGGUGGUCAUCACCCACCUGGCGCCGGGCACCAAGCACGAGACCUGGUCCGGCCACGUCGUCAGCUCCUAGGAGAGGCCGGGGGCACCCCUUCUCUGGGGCUUGUGGGAGACUGCGGAGAGGAGGCAGGACCGGACUGGAGAUGACAUUCCACUGCCCUGGAUGCGGCUUCCGAGCAGGGAGCCUGGUCCCUUUCAAGAAUCUCCCGGUGGAAGGGGGUCGGGGGCAGGCACGGGGUGUCUGGGCCACCAGCACAGCCUCUGACCAUCACAACAACCGCACCAUCUGAAAAGUAUUAAAAGCAUUGAACAAGGA
Molecule: messenger RNA, 944 nt
Organism: Pipistrellus kuhlii (Kuhl's pipistrelle)
Lineage: Eukaryota; Metazoa; Chordata; Mammalia; Chiroptera; Vespertilionidae
Gene: CARHSP1
Product: calcium regulated heat stable protein 1
Exons: 5
Coding region: 159-701 (180 amino acids)
Biological process (GO): regulation of mRNA stability
Cellular component (GO): cytoplasm
Molecular function (GO): mRNA 3'-UTR binding
Source: RefSeq, a predicted model, not a curated record